Molecule: messenger RNA, 1110 nt
Organism: Drosophila busckii
Lineage: Eukaryota; Metazoa; Arthropoda; Insecta; Diptera; Drosophilidae
Gene: Prosbeta5R1
Product: proteasome subunit beta type-5
Exons: 2
Coding region: 57-1022 (321 amino acids)
Cellular component (GO): proteasome core complex
Molecular function (GO): threonine-type endopeptidase activity
Source: RefSeq, a predicted model, not a curated record
AAUUCAUUUUGUUGUCAAAAUUCUUCGGUUUACUAAAUUAAUCAAAAUUUUUGUCUAUGGCUUUGGAGGCAAUAUGCGGCGUUGAUAAACUGCCGUUUAUGCAACGCUUUGAUGCACUGCAAACUGCUUGCAACAUGCAGCAACUUGCUGCUGCCACCAGCAACUUUGUCAAUCCCUACGCACUGAUGGCGCCACCUUUUGAAAAUCCGGCGGUGAACUUGCCCAAGAUACUGCAGCACUGCAAGCUGCGCAUGGAGUUCGAUCAUGGCACCACCACACUGGGCUUCAAGUACCAGGGCGGCGUCAUUCUCUGCGCGGACUCACGCGCCACUUCGGGCCAGUACAUUGGCUCGCAGACGAUGCGCAAGAUUGUGGAGCUCAACGCUUAUAUGUUGGGCACUUUGGCGGGCGGCGCUGCCGACUGCGUCUACUGGGACCGCGUGCUGGCGCGCGAGUGUCGCCUGCAUGAGCUGCGCUACAGGCGGCGCAUGAGCGUGGACGCAGCUGCUCGCAUGAUGUGCAACAUUACGACGGAGUACAAGGGCAUGGGCCUGAGCAUGGGCAUGAUGCUGGCCGGCUGCGAUGCGGAGGGCAGCAAGCUCAUCUAUGUCGACUCGGAGGGCAUGCGCUCGCAUGGCAGCGUCUUCUCGGUGGGCAGUGGCUCGCCCUAUGCGCUGGGCGUGCUGGACACGGGCUACCGCUGGAAUCUGACAGACGAGGCGGCCUAUGACUUGGCCAGACGCGCCAUUUAUCAUGCCACCAGCAAGGACGCCUACUCGGGCGGCAUGGUGCGGCUCUAUCAUAUCACAGACAAGGGCUGGCGUAACAUUUCCAACACCGACUGCCACGACCUGCACGAUCAGUUCUGCGGCAUGCAGCCGCCGCCGCCCAUUGGGCCGGGCUUUGAGCCACCCGGCACCAGCAGCAAAGCGCAGGCGUGGAAUGAGCUAAAGCUUCGCAAGCAUGAGGUGCAGGCGCAGAUGGAAGCGGUGACCACAGAGAAGGCAAACAAGCAUCCUUAAAUUCAAUUUGCGUUUAUUAGUCUGAGCUAUAAUCAAAUGAAAUUAUAAUUUCUAAAGUCAAACCAUCAAUUUUGAUUAUAUAAAUUCA